Molecule: messenger RNA, 594 nt
Organism: Fonsecaea pedrosoi CBS 271.37
Lineage: Eukaryota; Fungi; Ascomycota; Eurotiomycetes; Chaetothyriales; Herpotrichiellaceae
Exons: 3
Coding region: 1-594 (197 amino acids)
Source: RefSeq, a predicted model, not a curated record
AUGCGCUUCGCACUUGUGUACCUUUUCGCCGCCGCAUUCCCGGCCAUUCCCGUUCUCGCCCAAAGAGGACGUGGCGGUGGUGGCGGUGGAGGUGGUGAUAACGGUGGUUUCUUCAACCAUGGCGGCGAUGGCAACGCCCCCAGCACCUUCGUCACUAGAACCUCUGCGGCCCCUCCAGCUGGUGGCACAGCUGCCCCUCCUCCGCCUGCUGCUGCUACCACCGCGGCAGGUAAUGGGGGAGCUUCUGGAGGGGGUAACUCUGGCUCAGUCGAUACCUCGCUCAUUCCCCCCUUCGGCAUUACUCCAGGUGUCAAGGCAACCGACGGGACUGCGAACUGCGUCGGUGACAAUGGAGUGAACAUUCCAUGCAACUGCCCACCCGACUUGAACACUUUCGCCAGUGCCGUCGAAGACUCUGUCGCAGCCGGGAUGGCCUUCCCAUCUGGCAAUUCUGCACAAGACCAGCUCACCCGUCUUCAGACGUGCAUCAUCACCCUACAGAACUUUAGGGGAGGCGCCGGGAGUGGUGUUGGAUGUCCCCUUGUCGCCACGACUUGGAAGGAGUUGCAGACGCAGUUGCAGUCGGAAGCCUAG